AUGCCCGUCCCACCCCCUCCAGCGCCCCCGCCACCGCCCACGUUUGCUCUGGCCAAUACAGAAAAGCCUUCCUUGAGUAAGUCAGAGCAGGCUGGGAGAAAUGCUCUGCUCUCUGACAUCAGCAAAGGAAAGAAACUAAAGAAGACAGUCACCAAUGACAGAAGUGCACCAAUAUUGGACAAACCUAAAGGAGCUGCUGGUGGUGGUGGUGGUGGCGGCAGCUAUGGCGGAGGUGGCGGCGGCUAUGGCGGAGGUGGCGGCGGAGGUGGUGGAAGUUUUGGAGGAGGUGGACCACCCGGUUUGGGAGGACUGUUCCAGGCUGGAAUGCCGAAGCUGAGAUCCACAGCCAACAGGGAGAAUGAUUCCGGAGGAAGCCGACCUCCAAUCUUGCCACCAGGAGGAAGAGCCACAUCCGCCAAACCGUUCACACCCCCAAGCGGCCCAGGGAGGUUCCCUGUGCCUCCUGCAGGCCACAGAAGCGGACCCCCAGAUCCUCAGAGGAACCGAAUGCCUCCCCCGAGACCCGAAGUGGGCGCAAAGCCUGAUAUCAUCCCCCCUCCAGUGCCUAAUACUCCAAGACCCAGUCAGUCGAGUCUGCACAGCCGGGGGACCCCCCUAGUGCCGGGGGCUCCCCGGCAGCCCAGUCCUGGGCUGACCCCUCCCCCUUUCCCCGGAAACCGCGGUGCUGCUUUCGGAGGAGGCUCCAUCCGUCACACCCCCUCAGGCUCCUCCACGCCUUUCCCCACUAGGCCUCCCCUGCCUCCUACUCCGAGCAGGGCCUUGGAUGACAAGCCCCCUCCUCCGCCUCCUCCGGUGGGCAACAGGCCCUCCAUCCACAGGGAGUCUGUGCCGCCGCCUCCCCCUCAGAACAGCAAGCCCCCGGUGCCGUCCACCCCGCGGCCUUCCUCCUCCUCGCAGGCCCCGCCGCCUCCGCCCCCCAGCCGGCCGGGCCCUCCUCCGCUGCCCCCAGUGUCCAGCGGCAGUGGCGACGAAAUCCCGAGGCUCCCGCAGAGGAACUUGUCCCUGUCGUCGUCGGCGCCUCCCUUACCUUCACCAGGACGGUCAGGCCCUCUUCCGCCCCCGCCCGCUGAGAGACCCCCUCCUCCGGUGAGGGACCCACCGGGCAGAUCAGGCCCUCUCCCACCACCUCCUCCAAUGAACAGAAAUGGCAGCACAUCUCGGGCCCUGCCUGCCACCCCUCAGUUGCCGUCCAGGAGUGGAAUAGAUUCUAGUCCCAGAAGUGGGCCCCGGCCUCCUCUUCCUCCCGAAAGGCCUGGCACUGGGGCACCUCCCCCACCUCCACCAUCAACAUCAAUUAGAAAUGGCUUCCAAGAUUCUCCAUGUGAAGAUGAGUGGGAAAGCAGAUUCUACUUCCAUCCGAUUUCUGAUUUGCCACCUCCAGAGCCAUAUGUACCAACAACCAAAAGUUAUCCCAGUAAACUGGCGAGAAAUGAAAGCCGGAGUGGAUCUAACCGAAGAGAGAGGGGUGCUCCGCCCCUGCCUCCCAUCCCGAGGUGAUCCUCGCCUGCUCUUCUACACUCACGCCCCAGAGCUCCUUCUGUCAUUGCUGUCCAAGUCGCGCACCCUCCUCCUCUGUCC
Budorcas taxicolor (takin) is the source of this 1599-nucleotide messenger RNA. It is a transcript of the gene WIPF1, whose product is annotated as WAS/WASL interacting protein family member 1. Bases 1 to 1518 code for a protein of 505 amino acids. Gene Ontology annotation, molecular function: actin binding. The record is from RefSeq and is a predicted model, not a curated record. NCBI's taxonomy places the organism in Eukaryota, Metazoa, Chordata, Mammalia, Artiodactyla, Bovidae. The transcript has 7 exons.